AUUUUGUUUCAACCCAACUAUGGCAUGCUAAAAAGGGAGCACCAUACCUGUCCGAUUAUGGGUAAUUCAAGCAAAAGGGAAUCAUGGGAAAUGGAGUGAUGUUGUAAAGCGCACAGAGACCCAUUGUGUACAAUGAAUACAACCGCAUCACCUGCAGAGCUGCUGGACGUUGUGCGGCAGAAUUCCUACAAUGGCACCUUGGGGUCUCAGUCGCCCCCACGCUGGGCCCUCGUCCACACCGCCACCCUGGCCUCCUGCUCGCUCCUCCUCAUCCUCAUCUUCUGCCUGGGCUCCUACGGCAACCUCGUGGUGUUCCUCUCUUUCUUUGACCCGGCGUUCCGCAAGUUCCGCACCAAUUUCGACUUCAUGAUCCUCAACCUGUCCUUCUGCGACCUGUUCAUCUGCUGCGUGACCACACCCAUGUUUACAAUGGUGCUGUUCCUGGACGCCGGGGGCACGGGUGGGGUCGGGGGCGGGGGCAUGGGCGUGUCCAAGGCCUUCUGCUUCACCUUCCACCUGACCAGUUCGGGGUUCAUACUCAUGUCCCUGAAGACGGUGGCGGUCAUCGCCCUGCACCGGCUCCGCAUGGUCCUGGGACGGCAGCCCGACCGCACCGCCUCCUUCCCCUGCACCCUGGCUCUGACCGCACUCCUCUGGACCACCAGCUUCACUCUGGCCGCCCUCUUCACCCUGCGCACCUACCCCUGGAGGUCCCGGCCCUGCCUGCCCCACGCCGGCCUGGUGGCGGUGGAGGGCAAGGCCGUGCUCUACCUGUACCUGGCGGACUUUGCCCUGUGCGUCGCCGUGGUGUCCGUCUCCUACGUGAUGAUCGCUCAGGCGCUCAGGAAGAACGCCCAGGUGAGGAGGUGCCCGGUCAUCACCGUGGACGCCACCCGCCCGCCGCCCCUCAUCACCGCCGGCUUCGAGGGCGUGCAGCGCGCCGUCCCCGUCCCCGCCCUCUACCGCAACCAGACCUAUAACAAGCUCCAGCACGUGCAGACGCACGCCUACACCAAGAGGGGGAGCCAGGCCGGGGGCGGGGCCGGCGGGAGUGGCCAGGGGGGCGGAGCCGCCUGCUGUCAGAUCAUCUCCUCUGUCAACCUGUCCACAGCCAAGGACUCCAAGGCGGUGGUGACGUGCGUGGUGAUCGUGUUCUCGGUACUGCUCUGCUGCCUGCCCAUGGCCGUCUCUCUAGCCCAGGACGUCCUGUCUCCGGACAGCGGGUUCCUCCUCUACCAGUUCGAGCUGUGCGGCUUCACCCUCAUCUUCCUCAAAUCGGGCAUCAACCCGUUCGUGUACUCGCGGAACAGCGCGGGGCUGCGGCGUCGCAUGCUCUGGUGCCUGCAGUGCGCCACGCUGGGGUCGCCCUGCUGCAAGCGCAAGACCCGCCUGCGCGUGGUGGGCAAGGGCAGCCUGGAGGUCAACCGCAACAAGUCCUCCCACCACGAGACCAACUCGGCCUGCGUGCUCUCCCCCCGCCCCCAGCGGAGGCUGGUGGACCAGGCGUGUGGGCCCAGCCACUCCCGCGACAGCGUCCUCAGCCCCCCGCCCACUGCCAACCGCCGGCCCCGCCCCCCGAGCAGCUCCACGCCCAUCAACACCCGCAUCGAGCCCUACUACAGCAUUUACAACAGCAGUCCCUCCGAGGGGCCCAGCUCGCCCAACAGCCUGCUGCCCACCAACUCCACCUUCGGCUUCGCCAAGUCCUACGUGGCAAUGCACUACCACACCCACCAAGAGGCUCUGGAGGACUUUGAGAGUGUCGCCACCCACCAAAUCCCCAUGCCCUCCGUCUGACUGCCCUGCCAGGGCGGGCAUGCAGUGGGCCCAUGGGAAGGGUGCUGUUGGAUUGGGAUGGGAUUUUUGUGGAUUGGUACAAGCCAGUGUUUCCUUUUUGUUAAGCUAACCUUUAGGCACAGAAAGAUUAGAAAGAGGAAGAGGUUUUUUUAAGUAGGUGAAAGUAUUCUAUGAAGAGAUUUUUUAUUUUAUUUUAUUUUUUGCUUGUUGUGUUAAAAAAGGAAAGCUAUACAUGGAAGGAGAUUUCCUGAGAGCUGGAUCAAUUUCACAAAAAAAAAAGAAAAUAUGUCUCAAAGCGUCAUUCAACACAUUACAUUACAGAAGGCCAGAAUUAUAUUUUUACAUUGAUAUAACAUUUUUCAUAUUGUAAUUUUGCAAUUCUGUCUUUUUCAUCCUCAAGAUAUUGUACUUGUGAAAGUCACACAUUUUCUAUUAACAUAUUAAAUGUAUUGUAAAUGCA
Anguilla anguilla (European eel) is the source of this 2257-nucleotide messenger RNA. RefSeq names its product G protein-coupled receptor 75 (gene gpr75). The transcript has a single exon. Lineage: Eukaryota; Metazoa; Chordata; Actinopteri; Anguilliformes; Anguillidae. Gene Ontology annotation, biological process: G protein-coupled receptor signaling pathway. Gene Ontology annotation, molecular function: C-C chemokine receptor activity. Bases 133 to 1797 code for a protein of 554 amino acids. The record is from RefSeq and is a predicted model, not a curated record. Gene Ontology annotation, cellular component: membrane.